Arachis stenosperma is the source of this 321-nucleotide messenger RNA. Its product is annotated as cold shock protein 2-like. The record is from RefSeq and is a predicted model, not a curated record. Lineage: Eukaryota; Viridiplantae; Streptophyta; Magnoliopsida; Fabales; Fabaceae. The coding region runs from base 1 to 321 and encodes 106 amino acids. The transcript has a single exon. Gene Ontology annotation, molecular function: nucleic acid binding; zinc ion binding.
AUGACUGCUGUGGCUCCUAUGGAGAUCCGUGUCUUCUCCGACUUGGUGAACAAAGCAAGGGUUGUGGAGGAGUAUGCCAAGACCGUGGCGGCAUCCAAGGACGCUCAUGGAGGGAGCUCUAGUCGUGUGCAUGGCAAGUAUUUUCAUCCAAGAGGACAAAGCUUCAAAAGAGGAGGAUAUGCACCUCAAGGCCAAGGGGGCUUCAGAAAGAACAAUCAGGAUCCGUUCCAGUACGCUAAAGGAAGAGGAAAUCAGAGUGGUUGCUUCCGUUGUGGGUUACCUGGCCAUAUUGCGAUGGAUUGCACUCGUGGAAGGAAUUAG